Messenger RNA from Temnothorax curvispinosus, 1300 nucleotides. It is a transcript of the gene SdhB, whose product is annotated as succinate dehydrogenase [ubiquinone] iron-sulfur subunit, mitochondrial-like. The record is from RefSeq and is a predicted model, not a curated record. Bases 231 to 1100 code for a protein of 289 amino acids. Lineage: Eukaryota; Metazoa; Arthropoda; Insecta; Hymenoptera; Formicidae. Gene Ontology annotation, molecular function: 2 iron, 2 sulfur cluster binding; electron transfer activity. Gene Ontology annotation, cellular component: mitochondrial membrane. Gene Ontology annotation, biological process: aerobic respiration; tricarboxylic acid cycle; respiratory electron transport chain. The transcript has 7 exons.
AAUAUUAUUGAAUAUUAUGCAGCAUCGAUCCUCGCCAGGACUCGGUAUACGUGAUAUCUCGUGCGAGAAACGCGCCUAAAGUACACGCUUGAUCCUCAGGGUUCCCCAGCCUUUCCUUCCUCCAGCCUCCAGCUCCAGCCUCCAGUUAGUCCAGUUGGAGCGAUCAACCGGAUCAACACGCAAGCAAGCAGGCAGGCAGGCGGCAGGUCUAGUUACAUAAUGCAGGCAUCAUGAACGUGUUGAUACCGACGUGUUCAAAGAUGGUCGGGAUAAUGCCGUACGCCUGUAGAAACGGGCUACGUCAAGUCAGAGCUUUGCACACAGCAGCGGUUCAAAAUGCUGAGGCCAAGCUUAAGACCUUCUCGAUUUACCGUUGGAAUCCAGACAAACCUGAUGAGAAACCAUAUAUGCAGAAAUAUAAAGUUGAUCUGAAUAGUUGCGGCCCAAUGGUACUGGAUGCGCUAAUUAAGAUUAAGAACGAGAUUGAUCCAACAUUGACAUUCCGUCGUUCUUGUCGGGAAGGUAUUUGUGGAUCUUGCGCUAUGAAUAUCGGAGGAACAAACACCCUGGCGUGUAUCAGCAAAAUUGAUAACAGCACAAGCACGACAUGCGUGGUUUACCCUUUGCCCCAUAUGUAUAUCGUCAAAGACUUGGUCCCAGAUUUAAAUAAUUUCUACGAGCAGUAUCGCAAUAUACAACCUUGGCUGCAGCGCAAGGACAAGAAGGAAACUGGAAACCAGCAGUUUUUGCAGAGCGUAGAAGACCGUAAAAAGUUGGAUGGUCUCUACGAAUGUAUUCUCUGUGCUUGCUGCAGCACUUCUUGCCCAUCCUAUUGGUGGAACGGUGACAAGUAUUUAGGCCCUGCGGUACUUAUGCAAGCUUAUAGGUGGAUUAUUGAUUCGCGUGAUACUCAAGCAAAGGAGCGUCUAGAGAAAUUAAAGGAUCCAUUUUCAGUUUACCGUUGUCAUACGAUCAUGAAUUGCACGCGUACUUGUCCAAAGGGUCUGAAUCCCGGAAAGGCGAUAGCGGAAAUAAAGAAACUGUUGGCUAAUGUUAGCCAGAAGCCACAACCGGAUCUCGCCGCGUCGGGAUCUUCAUAGUAAAAGGACGACCAGGUAGACGUAUCAAGUUGUAUACAUUUGUCUUAUGUAUUAUGCACUACGUGCAGCCAACAUGUAAUUAGCGGAAUAUUUCAUACAACUGGAAAUAUGCAGAUCUACGAAAAAGCAGUUGAAAUGUCCUAGAAAUCGAAAGAUUAGUCAAGCACUACUUGUAAAUAAAACAAGCUUUCCACAUGGAA